GCUGAGACCUUUCUAGACCGAUCUAAGAGAAACACGAUCCAAGUUUUCUUUUUUGGGGGUGAAACUAAUACAAUUUUUGUUGUGAAGAAAAUCUUGAGUAAGGGGUAAAAGAUGGAGGAGCUGAAAUCUGCUGUUAAUGAACACAUGGACCAAAUGGCAGAUCUGAUGGAAAAGCUCACAGCGGAACUCCGCUCUGGACUCAAACCCGCCUAUGAAAAUUUCAUUGGUUUCUUCCACGCAAUUGACUGGAAGGAACCUUGGUUGAUAUGUCUUGUAUCGUUUCAUGUGAUGUUGCUACUUGUAGUUUUCAUGUCAAGGAAGAACAUCAACUUUCAGAUGUGCUUGUUCCUUCUUGCACUUGGAGGAGUUUAUCUAGCUGAGAGGCUUAAUCAUUUAUUAGCCGGCAACUGGAAAAGCUUUGCAGGCCAAAACUACUUUGACUCUCAUGGCAUCUUUCUCUCCAUACUUUGGUCCGGGCCCCUCUUGGUGAUUGCAAUCAUAAUCUUGGUCAACACCUUGUUUUCAAUGUGUCAUCUGAUGGUGAGAUGGAAGAAGGCUGAGCUCAAACAUCGUGCAAGAGUAGCUCGUAGUAAAGUGGAUUAGGUUGAUUUUGUUUCUCUUGCACAAGAAAGGUCUUGUGUCGAUUUUUUCCAUUGGAGCUUCAUUUUUAGGUUUUCCUGUACUUUGGUCAACUUUGAAAUUUUUCCUCAGGUUUUAGUUUUAAGCGGUAUUUUGUAAUAGAAUUUAUGGCUAAACACAGCUUUCGAUGUUAGGCAUAUCUGUUCCAUCAUCAAAUAGAUCCACAAUUUAACGAAUCUAAAGCAAUGCAAUUUGUAU
Erythranthe guttata (spotted monkey flower) is the source of this 837-nucleotide messenger RNA. Its product is annotated as Tmem18. NCBI's taxonomy places the organism in Eukaryota, Viridiplantae, Streptophyta, Magnoliopsida, Lamiales, Phrymaceae. The record is from RefSeq and is a predicted model, not a curated record. Gene Ontology annotation, cellular component: nuclear membrane.